Nothoprocta perdicaria is the source of this 529-nucleotide messenger RNA. It is a transcript of the gene STUM, whose product is annotated as stum, mechanosensory transduction mediator homolog. Lineage: Eukaryota; Metazoa; Chordata; Aves; Tinamiformes; Tinamidae. The record is from RefSeq and is a predicted model, not a curated record. Bases 6 to 422 code for a protein of 138 amino acids. The transcript has 4 exons.
CGGCCAUGGAGCCGCUUCCCAAGGAGGGCGAGAGCGCGGCGGGGACCGGCGGCGAGCCCAGCCGGGGCGCUGCCCCCUCCAGCGGGGUGGUGGUGCAGGUCCGCGAGAAGAAGGGGCCCCUGCGCGCCGCCAUCCCCUACAUGCCCUUCCCCGUGGCCGUCAUCUGCCUCUUCCUCAACACCUUCGUGCCCGGGCUGGGGACGUUUGUAUCAGCCUUCACCGUGCUGUGCGGCGCCCGGACCGACCUCCCCGACAGGCACAUGUGCUGUGUCUUCUGGCUGAACAUCGCCGCGGCCCUCAUUCAGAUCCUCACAGCAAUCGUGAUGGUUGGCUGGAUUAUGAGUAUAUUCUGGGGGAUGGACAUGGUCAUUCUCGCAAUCUCACAAGGCUACAAGGAGCAGGGGAUCCCGCAGCAGCUGUAGCGGCCGGGACGAGCAUGCUCCGAGACACGCGGCGAGACAUUUCCUGGGGCACCUGGGGGCCACGGACCGUUUCAUUACCCUUUUUUUUUUUUUCUUUUCUUUUUUUU